Galeopterus variegatus (Sunda flying lemur) is the source of this 879-nucleotide messenger RNA. RefSeq names its product olfactory receptor 52R1-like. Gene Ontology annotation, biological process: G protein-coupled receptor signaling pathway. Bases 1 to 879 code for a protein of 292 amino acids. Gene Ontology annotation, molecular function: G protein-coupled receptor activity; olfactory receptor activity. NCBI's taxonomy places the organism in Eukaryota, Metazoa, Chordata, Mammalia, Dermoptera, Cynocephalidae. The record is from RefSeq and is a predicted model, not a curated record. Gene Ontology annotation, cellular component: membrane. The transcript is spliced from 2 exons.
AUGUUGGCAUCAGGGAACAGCUCUUCUCAUCCUGUGUUCUUCAUCCUGCUUGGAAUCCCAGGACUGGAGAAUUCCCAAUUUUGGAUUGCUUUUCCGUUCUGUGCUAUGUAUGCUUUGGCUGUAGUUGGCAAUAUCACUGUCCUUCACAUAAUCCGAACGGACCACACCCUGCAUGAGCCCAUGUACCUCUUUCUGGCCAUGCUGUCAGUCACUGACCUGGUCCUCUCCUCCUCCACCCAACCUAAAAUGUUGGCUAUAUUCUGGUUUCAAGCUCACAAGAUUGAAUACCAUGCCUGCCUCAUCCAGGUGUUCUUCAUCCAUGCCUUUUCUUCUGUGGAGUCUGGGGUGCUCAUGGCCAUGGCCUUGGACCGCUAUGUGGCUAUCUGCUUCCCACUCAGGCACUCUAGUAUCCUGACGCCAUCUGUAGUGAUCAAACUGGGGGCGGUUGUGAUGAUGAGAGGGCUGCUGUGGGUCAGCCCCUUCUGCUUCAUGGUCUCCAGGAUGCCCUUCUGCCCCAACCAGGUCAUCCCCCAGUCAUACUGUGAGCACAUGGCUGUGCUGAAGUUGGUGUGUGCUGAUACGAGAGUGAAUCGUGCAUAUGGCCUCUUUGUGGCCUUUUCUUCUUCUGGAUUCUGUAUGUUUGUCAUUACAGCAACAGAUGUCACACAGGCUAUGCUGUGGCUACCCUAUGGAGAGUCACUGCCCAAGCUAUUUCACACACAUGCCUCUCAUAUAUGUGUCAUCCUGUCCUUGUACAUCUCAGUGCCCUUUUCUUCUGUCAUUGCUUUAGCUCCCAUAUACACAGAGUGGUUCCCAUCACUUUGCUCAGUGUCUACAUACUGGUGGCCUCCAUGUUCAACAUCAUCAUCUGUGGUGUAA